AUGCCGACAAGCAGGUCGGGGAAGUUUCCCGCCGGCCUCGGCCGCGGGCCCCCGUGCUCGCAGGUAAGCGCCUCCAGAACGCGUGGGGUGAGCCCUGGCAGCCCGCUGGGUAAGGCGCGGCGCACGCGGCCCCGGGGCACCGCGCCAGGCGGGCGGGGAGGCCCGGGGCGGGGAGUGAGGGGCUUCCGUCUUGAGGGCCGGACGCAGGGGAUGCCAGGCUGCCCGCCCCCAGCCUGGGCUGGCGGACCCAGGCAGCGAACCCCCCCCCCCGCCCCGGGGCUGCGCGCCGCCACCCCGCUCGGCCCAGCCCGGCCGUGCGCAUCCCAGGGACAGUCCCGCCGGUCUGCGGCGGGCGGGCGGGGGCGUCUCCUCGGCCCGCCCACGCGCAAGGUCGGCUGCCUGCCCCCCGGGGCUCUCAGAGUAAAGCGGCCCACGGGACCCCCGCGGCGAGGGUGCAGGCGCGGCCACGCUCCUGGAAUUCUACCCCCUCCUCCCGAGCCUUUCCUGGGGAAGGGGCCAAACCGCACGGGCCUCCCCCGUCCCGGAGCCCGCAGGCCUCGGAUGCCCGCCCGGGGAGGGCUGAGCCGGCCGGGGACGCGCGGCGGAGAGGAGGGUCCCGGUCCCCGAGCGCCCCGCGCUCACGAGGCGUGA
Canis lupus familiaris (dog) is the source of this 651-nucleotide messenger RNA. RefSeq names its product proline-rich proteoglycan 2-like. The coding region runs from base 1 to 651 and encodes 216 amino acids. The transcript has a single exon. Lineage: Eukaryota; Metazoa; Chordata; Mammalia; Carnivora; Canidae. The record is from RefSeq and is a predicted model, not a curated record.